This is a messenger RNA of Sporothrix brasiliensis 5110, 3291 nucleotides long. RefSeq lists its product as uncharacterized. The record is from RefSeq and is a predicted model, not a curated record. Bases 1 to 3291 code for a protein of 1096 amino acids. The transcript is spliced from 4 exons. Lineage: Eukaryota; Fungi; Ascomycota; Sordariomycetes; Ophiostomatales; Ophiostomataceae.
AUGCCGCCAGCGCCGCACACGACCACGAGGGCGACACGCUCGCGCUUCUCCAGUCCCCUGCAUAGCGGAGUGGCGGAUGCGGCAGCGGGCAGUGGGAGCAGCAUUGGCCGCCAGGCUGGCAGCGGGAGCACGCCAGCAUCGAGCACCACUGCUGGCAGCAGCAACAAUGGUGUGACCAACGCUCAAAGAGCCAUGAUGGCGCGCUGGCUGGAGCCACCCGUGCAGAGCAAGUCCAGUUUCGAAGAGGCUGGUUUUCAAAGACACGGCGUGUUUGAAGGCAUGGCACCGCUAGGCACACUGCCAAAGGCUGCGAACGUGGCGAAGCGCAUCAGCGGUCUCCCCGAGGAGAAGCUGUUUCACGAGGGAUCGCCCCUGGGCCGCCAAACCGUGAAGCAGCAACAAAAGCGGAAAGAGCAGCAAGGGCAGCAGGGUCGGCGAGCUGGACAGCAGGGGCCGGAUGACAACGACGACGGUGAAUCGCCGAGAGAACUGCCAACAGUGGAAACCGACACCCAAGAGCAGGAUGUGACCGGGACGCAGCACCAGGAGCAUGGCGAGGAUGCAAAACCCCAGGAACGACAGCCAAUCUCCACUUUGAAUUCCAAAAAAAUCAUCCUGAAGCGGCCAAAUGCUGGAAAGCAUGUCCCGACACGCAUCAUCGUGGCACCGAAACGGUCGACCCGGUCAGGGCCUCAAAGUGCCACGAGCGACGUUGCCGACAGAGAGGAUGCACAACAAGAGUCUGGACCGAACAUGCCCUCCACACCCAUCACGCCAACGACACCGAGCACACGGCGAAGCAUCAUAUUUCGGCCUGCUCCCGGAAACUCAAAACGUCAGGCGCGUGCAUCGACAAGGCAGCAAGAGAAGCAGCGGCGGAAAAGCCAGGAAGCCACGGACGAGGCGGCCGACGACGCUGACCAAAGCGACCAAGAGACUGCUGGAGGCCCUGAUGCUGUGAUAACAGCGGACGUUGACGCAGGUGACCAGGUCCUUGCCAAUGAGAGCGCUGAACUCCAAUCUGAGAAACCAGUGCUCGAGACGCCAAAACCGGCGAAGCGGCCCGUCGGCCGGCCAAAGUCCAGAAGAUCGCUGGCCGCCGAGCAACGUGCGCUGAAGCAGAAGGAGGCGGCCGAGGCAGAGGCAGAACGUAUCGUCGCCGCCGAAGCCGAGGCGCAAAUCGAAGCGGAGGCUCCCCCAGUAUUGAACCCUGUAGCCACAGCUGCUCCGACCCGUCCCGAGAACGGUCAAGAGGCAGACACGGAAGGUGACGUACGUGACUCGGAUGGCGACUCGGAUGGCGACUCGUUCGACUCACAGGACGAGGACAACGAUGGAUACGGCGGCAAGCCUUUUGGAUUCGACUCUAGUUUCUUGCCACUCAAAACACCAUAUGGGCUACAGCGGCCACGCUCUGACAGCAACGCUACGGAAGUCAACAGGGAAGUCACUGAUAAGGUUGUUGACCUUGCUGUUGAAGAAGCGGUGCGUCACUUCCGCUAUCCUACUGCCUGGGCUCUGCGGACACUCUACGACGAGCAGGCGGGAAACCAGACCUUUUUGACCAUGGUGGAGGACGUUUUUCAGCAGACGGCCGACCGCGAAGCCGUCAACACCUUUGCUCGUAUGGUCCACGAGAAGAAGAAAGAAGGAAAGAAGGACAACAAAGGAUGUAAACACUUUGUCCCGCCAGGGACUGACAUCAACAUUGCCGCUCACAAACCCAUUCCGGCUCCCUACGCCGACCUCAUCACCAUGGACCUUCCGCAGUUCACGACCGACGUUUCGGGCAACAUUGUUGACAGCACGACGGACGAUACUGCGCAUGCAAGAAAGAGAGUGAAGCUUACGGACGAGGACAGCGAACUUGUGGUCACUCCGCCCGCACCGGCAACGGUUUCCAUGCACACAUUCGCUCCCCCACAGCCCUCUGUGGCUUCGGACGCCAGCCAUCGUGAAACGGAGCAACCCGCCUCUGCUUCCAAGAAGGGUAGUGCCAAGGCCAAGACGCCUCUUCAAUCGCCAAGGGCAUCAAAGACUCCGGCAGCUUUGUCUGCUUCUGCCACGCCCAAGACGCCCACGAAGACACCCCGCGGACGGCCUGGUAGACCCCCGGGCAGCAAGAACAAAACUCUUGCCGAGAAAGCCGCCAGUGCUCAGAAGAAGCAACCUGUUCCCAAGAUCGAAGAGGAUGCGACGAUGACGACGCCUCCACCGUUCGCUCAAGGGAUUGAUGCGGCUCCAUCUACGCCUCCAACAAUCCGACGCCAUUUGCGGGCAGACUCGGUGGCAUCAUCACUCUCACCCGCUCUGUCCAUCUCACCGCCCAGCAAGAAUGCCAGGGGACUUGACGUCGACGAUGAAACAAUCAGUGACAAGGACAACGACGUGGCCAUGCGUGAUGCAACUGGCGGUGCCGUGACUAGUAUUGGGUGGACAGCCGAGACUGUGAAGCCAGGACACACGAAGACGAUUCUAAGGAAUCAUCUGUUUCUCAAUCCAAGCGAGGUGGAGGGGGUGCGGAUCGCCGUCGUGGAGGACCAGGAUCAGGCAGAGCAACCGAAACGGACUUCUGCUGCGGCGGCUGCAGCGGCCAUUUCAGCAUCAGCAAAAGACGAAAUGCCCGCUGCUGUCGAGGAUCACAUUUCUGUGCGCCCCGUUUCUGUCGCGAAACGCGCGCAAAAUGGCAACGGCAAGAGCAGAAACAGCACUGCAGCUCUGCCAUCACCAGCCAUGAACAGCACCGAUGCCGCUCCCAAUUCUCUUGGUAAGAGCGAGUCGGAUGAGGCUGGAGAGGAGCGCCUGGCCCGAUUGCGACGCGAGGCACGUGGCGUCACCAACAGUAUUGGUGUUGCCCCUGAAAGCUUCACACGGGGAAGUGCUGCCCUUCUUUCUACGGGUGCGGCGUCCUCAUCCCGGCCUACUUCAGCGUCACGAAGCAGACGUGGCUCCGUUCCCGACGCGGCGAGCCACCAGCCGCUGCUGGAGACGCCACAGCCGCAACGACAACGGCAGCUGCGCGCUUCCACGACGGCCACGCGCACGACGCGGUCGGCCCGCAAGCGCGCAUUCGAUGAGGUAGACGAAGACCUGUCUCCCAGGAGCGGCAGCUUUCCCUCCGACGACUUGCCGUCGACGCGACUGCAGACGCCUGUGCCGACGCAACAAGUCGCCGCGGUAAAUGAGUCGAAUGGCAACUCACGCGCUGGCACGCCUGGACCGAAGUCCAAGAAGCCGCGCGUCGGACUUCGCGUCAAGUCAUCUUGUCGCCUCGAGCGUCUCACCCGAUGA